Molecule: messenger RNA, 1179 nt
Organism: Selaginella moellendorffii
Lineage: Eukaryota; Viridiplantae; Streptophyta; Lycopodiopsida; Selaginellales; Selaginellaceae
Product: lon protease 2
Exons: 1
Coding region: 214-1128 (304 amino acids)
Source: RefSeq, a predicted model, not a curated record
GAACACGCGGCGAGGGCCAGGGCGGCUCCAAGGCGCUCGAUCGUCGGCGGCAUCGAUCAGGUACGUCGUCGGCUCCAAUCCAUCCAGCGCCAUGGCGGCAAGGUCGAAAUCCGGGGUUUGUGUCAGCAGCAGCAGCAGCGCCGUCAGUCCCAUCGCCAUCGCCGUCGCCUCGAUGAGCCUCGUCUAGCCGAAAUAUCCACGAUCGUGGCCGCGAUGUUGGCAAUGCCCGCGAUUCUAGCUCCCGCUCCAUCGUCGUCCAAUCCUCUCGCUCUCUCCAGGAGCCCGGAUUCUCCCGGGCAUCUCCUAGGGCAGAAAUCCAGGGCCGCAUCCAGAAAGAUCUCCUCUCUCAGUCCUCCUCUCCGCCGAUCCAAAUGUGCUCCCUCGUCCAGGCCUCACAGAUGCAACGCCUCCUCCAAGCCAUCGCCAUCGCCAUCGCCAUCGCCAGGUAAUGAUCCAAGUCCCAGUCCAGUCGAGCUCCCUCUCUUCCCACUCCCGCUGGUCCUCUUCCCGGGCGCCAUCCUCCCGCUCCAGAUCUUCGAGUUCCGCUACCGGAUCAUGAUGCACACGCUGCUCCAGACGGAUCUGCGCUUCGGGGUGGUGUUCACCGACCGAUCGACGGGGCUGGCGGAGAUCGGCUGCGUGGGCGAGGUGAUCAAGCACGAGAGGCUGGUGGACGAUCGCUUCUUCCUCAUUUGCAAGGGCCAGGAGAGGUUCCGGGUGGCGAGCGUGGUGAGAACGUCGCCAUACUUGGUGGCGGAGGUGGAGUGGAUCGAGGACAAGCCUCCGCAGCGUUUGAAGGAGGAUGGGCAGGAGGAGGAGGAGGAUCUGGAGAAGCUGGCAAGCGAGGUGGAGGCGUACAUGAAGGACGUGAUCCGGCUGUCGAACAGGAUGAACAAGAAGGGCGACAAGGAGACGCCGGAGGACCUGCGCAAGAACUUGUUCCCGACGCCGUUUAGUUUCUGGGUGGGGAGUACGUUCGAGGGGGCGCCGCUGGAGCAGCAGGCGUUGCUGGAGCUGGAGGACACGGGGCUGCGGUUGAAGAGGGAGAAGGAGACGCUGAGGAACACGCUCAAUUACCUCACUGCCGCCUCGGCUGUCAAGGACGUGUUCUCGUCUCAGUCGGACUGACCCCUUUCUCUCUCUUUUUUCCUCUCUAAUUAAAUUUGAAUUCAAGGCUUA